Molecule: messenger RNA, 876 nt
Organism: Anisakis simplex (herring worm)
Lineage: Eukaryota; Metazoa; Nematoda; Chromadorea; Rhabditida; Anisakidae
Source: the annotation of a GenBank genome assembly
AUGAUUCGGUUAACGACAGUUGCCAUCCUGUCACUUAUUCAAAUUAUUGUCGGUGCGACACCAAAAUAUCAGCGCUUCUUCGUUAAUACAAAAGCGAUAAACUUCGUUGAUCCAACCAAACACGGAUUUCGAGUGGUACUUAUGGAUGCGUUCCUGCAAGAAUAUCUGUCCCCCACACAAAUACCAACUCUCUUCAUCUCUGCCAUACCUCUGCGACGUGAUGAACCUCCGUUUACGAAAGUAUUAUAUCCAGAUAAUAUUCGUGAUGAUAAACAGGUAAAUUUAUCUGAACUUCGUGAACGAUCAUGGUACUAUGUUUGUGUGGAAUGGGAGAAUUUCAACCGUCACAAUGAAUCAACCGGAACAGAUUGUCGUAUUCUGCGGACGUUGGAUCGAUUCGGUAAGAGUGCCGAUACGACGGUUUCGGAUAUUGAAAUUCUGGAUAUUGGUGCCACAACAAUGCAAUUCCGUGUUCGUUCACUCGUUGACUUUCCAAUGAGGCUGACCGCUUCCUUACAAGGAGGUAGUGGUCCAUUGUUACCAUCUCAAGUGUUUAACUACCGUGAGUCGAGUGAUCUCGAAAUUACGUUUGCCUUUCUGAGGCAAGAUGCUGACUAUGGUCAACUGUGUAUCCUCGAAGAACCACUGGUUACGGGAUAUUCGGCGAUGAGCAGACUUGUGGCUGGUAUUUACAUCGAAAAGUGCUAUUUUGGUAAGCUACGCACAAAGGACUAUGAGUUAUCGACUUUCGACUCAGAAGCAAGUCCGUAUAAACGGGCUGCGUCAGCCUCAACAACACAUAGUGUUCAAUAUCUCAUUCUUUUAUUACUAUCUUCUUGUUUUGUCACAUUUUUCUCGAUAACACAUUCGUAUUGA